Molecule: messenger RNA, 327 nt
Organism: Strongylus vulgaris
Lineage: Eukaryota; Metazoa; Nematoda; Chromadorea; Rhabditida; Strongylidae
Source: the annotation of a GenBank genome assembly
CGAUUUCAGGAUCAAAGCAAAGCGUACGACUCGAAGAAAAACUGUUGGGUUCCAGAUGAGGAGGAAGGCUAUGUCGAGGCUGUUAUUGUCAAAACAGAGGGUAAUAUGGUUACCGUAACAGUUGGAAUGGGUAGUGAAAAAAAGUUCAAGAAGGAGAUGAUUCAAGAGAUGAACCCGCCGAAAUUCGAAAAAACCGAGGAUAUGUCCAAUCUGACAUUCCUUAACGACGCUUCUGUACUGCAUAAUCUUCGAGCCCGAUACUCAUCUAUGCUUAUUUAUGUUAGUUUUAAUGCAUCUCUCUAUCACAUGCUGGCAACCUGCCAAUAA